CAUGCAUGCACACGAAGGAGGUGCAAGAAAAUGUCGACAUCGCCGAUCUCUUCGCCGCCACGCCCAAAAUACCUGCAAGAGGAAGAGGCAUCGAGCCAAGAAUUCAAGAGCUUCAUUUCGACUCUACCCCGACAAAAAGGAUGGGUAGUAUCGAACAUUUACCAGUAUCAAGGUUUCUGGUACGCCGCCAAUCAUCUCCAGGGCCUGUUUUCCUGUCAUAAAAACUUCAAUCCCGAAGAUUCCGACAUCUUCCUCGUCACCACUCCCAAAUCAGGCACCACAUGGCUGAAAGCCCUAAUCUUCACUUUAUUGAACCGCCAUCGCCACCCUGUCGGCGAAUCCCAUCCUCUCUGCAAUUCCAGCCCUCACGACCUCGUCCCCUUCCUCGAAAUCAAUCUCUACGCCGACAGCCAAAACCCUAAUCUCGCCUUCUUACACACUCCCAGGCUCUUCUCCUCGCACAUUCCCUACAGCUGCCUGCCCGAGCCCGUCAGAAAUCGCUGUAAAAUCGUGUACCUUUGCAGGAACCCUAAGGACACGUUCGUGUCCCUUUGGCACUUCACCAACAAGCUGAGGCUGCAAGAAAUGGGCGCGAAUUCGAUGUCACAGGUUUUCGAUUUGUUCUGCAAUGGAGUCAGCCUGUACGGCCCCUUCUGGGAUCAUAUUCUGGAGUAUUGGCAAGGGAGCAAGGAGAAUCCUGAGAGUCUGCUUUUUCUGACAUUCGAAGGCUUGAAAGAUAGGCCUGGAUUUCAUCUCCGGCACCUGGCGGAGUUCCUCGGCCGGCCGUUGUCGUCGGAGGAAGAGGAAUCAGGCCUGGCGGAGGAAAUCCUGGAAUUCUGCAGCUUUCAGAAUCUCAGCGCCACGGAAAUCAACAGGAAUGGGAAACUCUCGUCGGGGGAGGUCAACUGUGCGUUUUUCCGGCGGGGCGAAACCGGAGACUGGAAGAAUCAUCUGUCCGAUGAAAUGGUCCAACGGUUAGAUCGAAUUACUGAGCAGAAGUUCAGUGGGUCGGGGCUGGUGCUCUAAUAUUGUUCUUAUUUCUUGUGUUAUUAAUAAAUAAAAAAAACACUCAUAUAUAUAUUUUGUUUUGUAUUAUAUUGUAUGUGCUUGCUUCUGGUAAUUGGCUUUUGAUGGUAGUGGCAUCUUUUUUUGUCCGGAGAGUACAAUAUGUUGAAAUUCUUCUACUCGUUCGACAAUAUUUGUCAUCUACCAUCACAUUACCUAAUAUAGUAUUUCUUG
Molecule: messenger RNA, 1239 nt
Organism: Andrographis paniculata
Lineage: Eukaryota; Viridiplantae; Streptophyta; Magnoliopsida; Lamiales; Acanthaceae
Product: cytosolic sulfotransferase 12-like
Exons: 3
Coding region: 31-1026 (331 amino acids)
Biological process (GO): sulfation
Cellular component (GO): cytoplasm
Molecular function (GO): sulfotransferase activity
Source: RefSeq, a predicted model, not a curated record